Messenger RNA from Scutellospora calospora, 435 nucleotides. Lineage: Eukaryota; Fungi; Glomeromycota; Glomeromycetes; Diversisporales; Gigasporaceae. The record is from the annotation of a GenBank genome assembly.
AUGCGAGAAAUUAUACAGUCCAAAUCAAUUCCGGUGAAGCAUAACCCUACAAAAGAAGAGAAAGAAUUAAAAACACAAUACAAGAAUGAAGCUACAACCAAGUUCAAAUUACCAAUUCCAGAGAAGUACAAAUGCAAGAAUUCAUACAGUUCAAAUCAAUUUCGCACAAUACAAGAAAUGAAGCUACAAACACAAGAAAAUAUCAAUCUAAAUCAAUUCUGGCGAAGUACAAAUGCAAGAAAACAUCAAUUCAAAUCAAUCUCAGCAAAGCAUAAAUCUACAAAAGGAGUGAAGGAAUUUAAAAGCAGAAAAAAACUACAAGCUACUUAUCAUUACAGCAGAGCCAAAUCACCAAUCCUAGCGAAGUACAACACAAGAAAUGAAGCUACGGCUAAGUCCAAAUCAAUCCCAGACCUGAACCUUCAAAUGAAGUAA